Molecule: messenger RNA, 1815 nt
Organism: Panicum hallii
Lineage: Eukaryota; Viridiplantae; Streptophyta; Magnoliopsida; Poales; Poaceae
Exons: 6
Coding region: 1-1440 (479 amino acids)
Molecular function (GO): protein binding
Source: RefSeq, a predicted model, not a curated record
AUGGGGAUGCAGUGCGAGCAAACCCUAGACCGGAAAACAUGGAUCCCCUACCUUCCUGAGGACAUCUGGCGCCACAUACAUUCUUUGAUGCCAAUGGACGCCGCAGCUCGUGCUGCCUGUCUUUCUCGCACCUUUCUGAAUUCCUGGAGAUGUUAUCCCAGGCUCGAUCUGGAUCCGGGUACGCUUUGCUCCAAGAAGACAGAUGAAAGGCAUUUCAGGUGUAGAGUUGACAGUAUUCUGAGGAACCACUCAGGCAUUGGCCUCAAGAUAUUGAAGCUUAACUUAUGGCUUAGAAAGAGUUACUUUCCUUACCUGGACAGUUGGCUCCAAGCUGCUGUCACACCAGGGAUUGAAGAGCUCACACUUUGGCUGUGUGAAGAGUACAACUUCCCAUGCUCAGUUUUAUCUGAUGGGGUUAGAGAUUCAGUUCGGUCUCUUCAACUUAUCUUUUGCACCUUCCGUCCCAAGUCUGAACUUGGCCUUUUGAGAAGCCUAACAAGACUGAGCCUAUGUUACGUGCGUAUCACAGGGGAGGAAUUGGAGUGCCUUCUUUCCAACUCCCUUGCUUUGGAGCACUUGGACAUUGAUCGUUGCAAGGAGAUAGUUUUGCUUAAGAUACCAUCCGUCCUGCAGCAGCUCAGCUACCUGGAGGUUCGUGGGCUUGAGAAUCUGCAAGUUGUAGAGAAUAACGCACCAAAUCUCUCCAGAUUUUUCCUUGGAGGAGUAGAAAAAGUUAAAAAACUCUCUCUUGGAGGACAAAAGACGAUGAAGGUCUUUACCUUGUGCCGUAGGAACGCCGUUAGCUAUGCCCUUGCUGAGCUCCCGUCCAUCAUGCCAAAUCUUGAGUCUCUUUAUUUAUGUUCGACCUCUGAGGUUCAUACGCCACCAAUGCUGCCCACCAAAUUCCUCAACCUCAAGUACCUGUUCAUUCAGAUCUGUGGAGGGACCAUUUCCCAACCCUACGAUUACUUUUCUCUGGUUUCUUUCUUGGAUGCAUCUCCUUCCUUGGAGACUUGGUGCCUGAAUGUACAUCAAGAUCGUCGGGAGCAUGAGUCGGUCUUUGGAGGAGGUUCUGCUUUACAUUUGAGGCAGCUGCCUGAACACCUCAAGUUGAAGAGUGUGGAGAUCACAGGGUUCAGAUCUGCAAAGACCUUGGUUGAGCUAACAUGUUGCAUCGUCAAGAGUGCGGUCUCACUGGAGCGACUUACAUUGAGCACCUUCGAUGGUUAUGGCAGGUGUUUAGGGGAAAAUAACAGGGAUUGCCGGGAUUUUAUGUGCGGUCCCAUUAGCAAGGCUGAGCUCGAGGAAGCCUCCAGAGCAGUGGUGGCAAUAACUAGUUACAUUGAGGAUCUAGUCCCGCCUACUGCUAAGCUGACUGUUCUGGAGCCUUGCCCUUGCCCGCGGUGUCGUCGUUCCACUCCGGUCUCCAGUGCACGAUGAGAUCUCAGCAAGUUGCAGCUAAUGGAGGGUGGAAGGGAUUGUUCGGUUUGAAGGGGAUUGAAGGGAAUUGGAGCGGGUUGGGAGGGAUUAAAUCCCCCUCAAUCCUCUUGUGGAGGGGCCAUGUGUAAGAAUUUUAAUCUGAUCUUAAUGAAACAUGCUUUAGUCUUAGACUAUUAGGCACUAUCAUGCUUUGUUUCUUGAUGAAUCAUGCUUUGUUUAGUCAAAAGUGUUUGUGUUUUUUGAGCCGAUGUGUAUUUAACCUGCUCAGCAAACGAUUUUGUCGAGGCAGCUUGUUUUCAAUUUGCCGAAGGCUGUUGACAAGGAACUUUAAAUGUUAGAUGGAGCAAAUGCUAAUUUCUCUGCUGAUCUGCAUCA